Molecule: messenger RNA, 1061 nt
Organism: Camelina sativa (false flax)
Lineage: Eukaryota; Viridiplantae; Streptophyta; Magnoliopsida; Brassicales; Brassicaceae
Source: RefSeq, a predicted model, not a curated record
CGUUUAAAACUUAUAGCAAAAUCUCUAAUUACUUAAUCUCUACUGAAUGUUUUAAGACAAUCAUAAUAAUAAUAAUCUAAAAGGUAAUUUAGGUAUAACAAUUACUAGUGAUUAUUUUGUUGGAGAUUUAAAGAAAGCUUUAACAAUGGCAAGAGGUCGAAAGCUGACGAUGAGCCAGAGCGAGAGGUAUCUUGGAAGCGGCUACAGCUACGGCGACGGUAACGUAACCAACGAACCAGAGCUCACGGAGGAGGACAUCUGGUCACACGCCGUCGAUCAUAGCCCGGAGAUGCUGGAGUCUCAUGGAGCGUGGAACACACGCGAUGCUGUUGUGAGAAAUGGGCGCGUCGGUGGUGGUUUGUCCUUGGCGUUUGAGGACGCGUCGUCGUCGCCGAGGAUCGUGCAUCAGAUACGUUGCGGAGGAGAAGGAGGAGGGGGAGGAGGAGAAAUAGUUCAGCGGCAGUUGGCGUCGUCGGCGCCGGUGAACGUGCCUGACUGGAGUAAGAUAUAUAGGGUCAACUCGGUUGAGUCGAUACACGAGUCGGAUGAAGAGGACGAGGAAGAUUCAGGGAUGAUGAUGCCGCCGCAUGAGUACCUAGCGAAGAGCCAAAAGCGGCGGAGCAGGAAAUCUGGCGGCGGAUUAGGCGGUGGCGCGUCGGUGUUUGAAGGAGUUGGAAGGACUCUCAAAGGACGAGAAUUAAGGCGCGUUCGUGACGCGAUUUGGAGCCAAACAGGGUUCUACGGCUAAUAAAUAAGUUAGUAAUAAUAUAUAAUUUGAAGAAAAAAAAAACAUUUUAAAACUUCCAAACUAAAAGAGCUUUGAAAAAUAUUUGCUUAUUUUGUCAGUUUAGAGUUCAUUUUUGCAACUUUCUUGAAUCCCAAGCUUGAGAUGUAUAAGAUUUAUAUUGGCUUUCCCAUGCAAAUGCUCUUUUUUUUUUUUACAGAUUGAUAAAUUAAUUGUGGGAAAAUUUUCAAUAACGAACCUCAUCUGCUUUGUGUAUAAAUUUCUUUGCUUGUUUUGUAUCGAGUAAUUUCAAGAUCAAUCAAUGUUUUAAUGUCUU